AGACUCUCUCUCUUAACGAACGCCCAAAGAGAAGGAAGAGUUCAGCAGCAGCAGCUUCUUCUUAAACCUAUUCCGUCUUCUUUGCGAACUGUAUAAGGGUUCAGAUUCACAUAGAAAUGGUUCACACAGUCUUCCAAACGGGACAAAUCAUGCCCGUCAACACUCAAAUCAUUCCAACCACCAAAACCUUAUCGUCCAGUCAAUUCAUUUCUUUCAGGUCGCCGUCUUUGCCGAAGCUCAUCGCUAGGUUCCCCAACGGACUAAUUGUGAAGGGAUCGAUGUUAUCACCACCGCCAUCGAUGGCUGACGGAGAUACCAUAGCUCACCUUGAGCGAUGCUUCAUAGAAUCAUCACCUGCGAAGGAUUCUCCAUCUUCUUCGUUGGCAACAUCCUCGUCUUCGAAGAAUUUCGCGCCGGUUAUGAAGGGACAAUAUGGUGCUUUUGGAGCUGUGACUUUGGAGAAGUCGAAGCUUGAUAUGACUCAGAAACAAUCCAAGUCUAGUCCUGAGCUUGCCAUUGGGGGUGGUAGUGGUAACAAUGGAAAGAAAAUCAAUAAUGGGGGUGGGGAUGGUGGGGAUGAUGGAGGAGAUGAUGAUGACUAUUUUGAUGAUUUUGAUGACGGUGAUGACGGAGACGAGGGUGGAUUAUUCCGAAGGAGAAUGCUUUUUCAAGAGCUCUUUGACAGGAAAUUUGUUGACGCUGUCUUGAAUGAGUGGCAGAAGACAAUAAUGGAUUUACCGGCUGGAUUAAGGCAGGCUUAUGAAAUGGGUUUGCUCAGCUCUGCUCAAAUGGUAAAAUUUCUUGCAAUAAACGCCAGACCAACAACUGCUAGGAUGAUUUCAAGAUCACUUCCUGAAGGGCUGUCCAGAGCAUUUGUUGGAAGGAUGAUUGCAGAUCCUGCUUUUUUGUAUAAACUUCUGUUAGAGCAGGCCACCACAAUUGGGUGUUCAGUUUGGUGGGAGGUGAAGAAUCGGAAAGAGAGGAUUAGACAGGAAUGGGAUCUAGCAGCUAUAAAUGUUGUUACUGCUGCUGCCUGCAAUGCUAUAGUUGUGUGGUCACUUGCUCCUUGUCGCUCAUAUGGUAACACCUUCAGGUUUGAUCUGCAGAAUACUCUUCAAAAGCUUCCGAACAAUAUUUUUGAGAAGAGCUAUCCGAUGAGGGAAUUCGACUUGCAAAAGAGAAUCCAUUCGUUCCUUUAUAAAGCGGCUGAAUUGUGUAUGGUCGGGUGCACUGCUGGUGCAGUGCAAGGGGCUUUGACAAAUCUAAGUGCUAGCAAAAAGGAAGGGAGAUUAUCAGUCACGAUUCCGAGUGUCAGUACUAACUCCCUUGGUUAUGGAGCAUUCCUUGGUUUAUAUGCAAACUUGCGGUAUCAGCUGUUGUUUGGAUUUGACAGAGCAGUUCUCAACUAUUUUGAUGUUAUUGGUGUUGCCCUCUUCUUCGGUACUACCUUAAGGAUGUUGAAUGUUGAGUUAGGAGAGAAAUCGAAGCUGGCUUGGCUGGGUGUGGAGGCUGAUCCAGCAGCACACUCAGAAGAAAUGCUGAAAGCUUAUAAUAGACCGUCCAAGAAAGUUGACGAAUCUUCAUCAUCAUCAAACUGGUUUAUAUCGAAGAAAGCUGUCAUUGUAUCUGGGCUUGAUCUUCUUGGGUUUAAAGGAAGAAAUGCUGAAGAAGAAGGAGAAGCAUCAAAUCCAAAACCUAAACGGAAGAGAAUAGUUAGGAGAAAGGUGACAAGGACUUAGUUCUUCGGCAAUAGGUAGAUCUCUGUUGUUCAUUAUGCAGCACCAAAAUCCCAACUCCAAAUUGGCUGAUGAUGAGAAGUGAAGAUCCUGUUGAAGAAUUGCUUUUUCUAGAAAUGAGGCUCAUCAUCUGACGGCUGCGAUUUCGUGUUAUUAGAUGUUUAGUUCUUCUGUGGAUGCUGCCAUUUUUGUGAUGUUAUUAGAUCCCAGUUCAUGUUUUUUUUUUUCCCCUAAAUUUUUACCAGUAGGGUAGAAUAAUAAUAUUGCAAUGACAAUAUCUCUAUUUAUAUGAAUUGUGAAAUUGAAUGUUUGCUCUA
Molecule: messenger RNA, 2053 nt
Organism: Impatiens glandulifera
Lineage: Eukaryota; Viridiplantae; Streptophyta; Magnoliopsida; Ericales; Balsaminaceae
Product: protein RETICULATA-RELATED 1, chloroplastic
Exons: 8
Coding region: 117-1739 (540 amino acids)
Biological process (GO): plant organ development
Cellular component (GO): chloroplast inner membrane
Source: RefSeq, a predicted model, not a curated record